Molecule: messenger RNA, 1306 nt
Organism: Thunnus maccoyii (southern bluefin tuna)
Lineage: Eukaryota; Metazoa; Chordata; Actinopteri; Scombriformes; Scombridae
Gene: abhd14b
Product: abhydrolase domain containing 14B
Exons: 5
Coding region: 107-742 (211 amino acids)
Cellular component (GO): cytoplasm
Source: RefSeq, a predicted model, not a curated record
GUUUUCCGGGAUAUGAAGUGAAACUACAGCUGGAGCUUCAGACAAAACUAAACUGGUCUUCUUUAUUCUGAGGUUUAAUCAUCGGCUCAUUACUGCAGCUGUCAGGAUGUCAGCAGUGAAAGUGACAGAGGGCAACGUGCAGGUGGAGAGCUGCAAAGCACCACUGUUCUACAGACAAAGUGAACCCACCACAGGGAAAGUGAGGAUGUCAGUUUUACUCCUUCAUGGCAUCCGUUUCUCAUCAGAAAACUGGCUCAACAUCGGCACUCUGGAGACUCUAGCCAAAGCCGGCUGCCGUGCAGUCGCCAUUGACCUGCCAGGACUCGGCCGGUCUAAGUCAGCCGAGGCCCCGGCAGCGGUGGGAGAACUGGCCCCUGCAGGGUUCCUGAAGGAAGUGUGUGAGCAGCUGAGCCUGAGCCUGGUGGUGGUGAUCAGCCCGUCUCUCAGUGGGAUGUACUCGCUGCCCUUCCUCCUCCAGCACCAGGCGCUGAUACGAGCCUACAUCCCUGUAGCUCCCAUCUGCACCGACAAAUUCACUGCAGAGCAAUACCAGAGUGUGAAGGUCCCUGCGCUCAUUGUUUACGGUGACCAGGACGCUCAGCUCGGAGAGGUGUCGCUCCGCAACCUCCGCAAUCUGGCCAAUCACAGCGUGGUGGUGAUGAAAGGGGCGGGUCACCCCUGCUACCUGGACGACCCGGACACUUGGCACAAAGCUCUCAUAGACUUCCUGAAUACGCUGUGACGCUUCUCGCUGUAUGUCUUCAUCUGUACAAAAGAAUGGAGCGACAUGGACCAACGUCCAGCAAAGAAGGAGCUAAAUCUUCCACGCACACAAACAUUCACACUCACACACGCACAAGAAAUUAAAAAAAAAAAAAAAAAAAGAAAGAAAGAAAUUAAACAUUUUGACUUCAGAUCUCAAACUUAUCAACAGUGCUGUUUUCCUAUAUUUAUUUAUUUUUUUACUUCACUCAAAAUUCAACUGAUUUUACUCUUUUUUAUUUUUUUUCUCUAAAUGUUGCUGUUAUUUUUUCACACACUUGGUCAAACAUGGUCACAUAGCACCAGACUACAGACUACAGAAUCACAUACACACGUGUCUUUCCCACAGAGACGCACCAACACAGAUGCAGCGAGGGUCGGGAGGGGGCUUCAUGAACACCCUUUCUCUCCCCCCCCCCCCCCCCCCCUCCCUCAUACUUUAGGGUUCGUGUCCAAAAAGCGAACCCCCUCCCUCUCAUCCCCAAGCUGGUCCAAUUUUCUAUUUUUUCUUCUUUUUUUUCCUUUUUUUUUGUUUUGUUUUUUU